AUGGGCACACACCCGUCUCUCCCUUCCAAAGAUGUUGAAACCCAACGAACUCUUCUUGACAUGGUCCAAGACAACCAGUCUUUGUUGUCGACCGAGAUAAGUGAGCGAUUUGGCGGUAAACUUCCAUUCCUCUUCAAGGUGCUGUCCGUUCAGAAGGCGCUCAGUAUUCAGGCCCAUCCCAACAAGAAGCUUGCAGAGCAGCUUCAUGCCCGGGACCCUAAGAACUACCCUGACGACAACCACAAGCCUGAGAUGACUAUUGCAAUUACGCCAUUUGAAGGACUGUGUGGCUUCCGUCCUCUCGCCGAGAUCACUCAUUUCCUCCAAGCCGUAGAGCCUCUGCGCACUCUCGUUGGUGAUAGUGUUGCGAGCGAGUUUGAACAGUCUGUCAAGAGCAACGAAGACUCGGAGGACCCAACCGUCAUCCAAAAGAACAAGGAUGCUCUGCGCGCCCUCUUCACCACUUUGAUGGAGUCUUCACCCGAAAAGGUGACCGCAGCGACCUCCGCUCUCAUGUCCAUUGCAGAGAGCAAGCCCGAAAGCUUUGGAAUCCUUCCCGGCGAGGUUGAAACCAACCCCACAAACCCCACAGAGCUGGCAGCCCUCGCCAAGCGUUUGAACGGAGAGUUCCCGAACGAUAUUGGUCUGUUCGUCUUCUUCUUCCUCAACUUUGUGAAGUUGUCCUCUGGCGAGGCCAUGUUCCUCAAGGCAGAUGAUAUCCACGCAUACAUCUCCGGUGAUAUUAUCGAGUGCAUGGCUGCGUCCGAUAACGUCGUGCGCGCGGGUUUCACCCCGAAGUUCAAGGACGUCGACACCCUCACACAGAUGCUCACUUACUCAUAUGCACCAAUCGAGGAGCAAAAGCUCCAGGCAACAGACUACCCCUACGCUGUUCUCAACGCAACUGCAUACUCGAGCGCUUCGUCCGCCAUGCUCUAUGAUCCUCCAAUUGACGAGUUCAGCGUCGUGAAGAGCGACCUGAAGCGUACCGGUGCCAAGGUGACCUUCGAUGGUAUCUCUGGGCCUAGUAUCAUCAUUUGCACCCAGGGCAAAGGCAAGAUCACUGUGGGUAACAAGACCGAGGACGUGCGCGAAGGUUAUGUCUUCUUCGUUGGUGCGACUGCUGAAUGCGUGAUUGAGAACGUUGGCAGCGGAGAGGGCGAUGAUGAUGUGUUCACUACCUAUAAGGCUUUCUGUGAAUUGGCCCCGGCUGGUGAGGAAUAA
This is a messenger RNA of Penicillium olsonii, 1224 nucleotides long. The record is from the annotation of a GenBank genome assembly. NCBI's taxonomy places the organism in Eukaryota, Fungi, Ascomycota, Eurotiomycetes, Eurotiales, Aspergillaceae.